This is a messenger RNA of Knipowitschia caucasica, 504 nucleotides long. The record is from the annotation of a GenBank genome assembly. Lineage: Eukaryota; Metazoa; Chordata; Actinopteri; Gobiiformes; Gobiidae.
AUGAAGCUCAGCAGGGUCAGGAGCCCCCGGGACGAGAGAGCACACAGGAGAGAGGAGCCCGCGGUCCUGGACAUGGAGGACUUGGACCGAGGACCCGUGAGGAUCAGCAGGAGUCUGGAUCCGGACGCUGUGUCUCUGGCCUCGGUCACCGCGGUAACCACCAACGUCUCCAACAAGAGGUCAAAGCCGGAUAUAAAGAUGGAACCGAGCUCAGGACGACCGGUGGACUACCAGAUCUCGAUCACGGUCCUCGAGGCGCGGCAGCUGAUUGGUCUAAACAUGGACCCAGUGGUUUGUGUCGAGGUCGGAGACGAGAAGAAGUACACGUCCAUGAAGGAGUCCACCAACUGCCCCUACUACAACGAGGCCAGUCCACCCCCCGGACCGGACCAGACCGGACCAGACUGGACCAGACUAGACCAGACACAGACCCUCUGGACUGGACUGGACCAGUCUCAGACCCUCUGGACUGGACCAGACUCAGACCCUCUGGACUGGACCUGA